Saitoella complicata NRRL Y-17804 is the source of this 1482-nucleotide messenger RNA. Its product is annotated as kynureninase. The record is from RefSeq and is a predicted model, not a curated record. NCBI's taxonomy places the organism in Eukaryota, Fungi, Ascomycota, Saitoellomycetes, Saitoellales, Saitoellaceae. Gene Ontology annotation, cellular component: cytoplasm. Bases 22 to 1389 code for a protein of 455 amino acids. Gene Ontology annotation, biological process: NAD+ biosynthetic process. The transcript has a single exon. Gene Ontology annotation, molecular function: kynureninase activity; pyridoxal phosphate binding.
AUCCAACAACCAUCAACAUCAAUGUCAAUAUCUUCAUCUUCCGAUCCACUCCACCUCGCAAACGACGCCGCCUUAGACGUCCUGUCCGAGCACUUCGCCGCCUACUGCGACGCCCACGACUCCCUCUCCAACCUCCGCUCAGAAUUCCACGUCCCGCUCUGCAAAGACAUCACCACACAAACCCCCGACACCCCCAACGAGGAGUGUAUCUAUUUCUGCGGCAACUCCCUCGGUCUACAGCCAAAACGCACAGAAUCUCUUUUACUGGAGGAACUCGCCGUGUGGAAACAACGUGGAGUACAAGGACACUUCCGACACCCCCUCGGCCGCGAAUGGGUCGCGAUAGACGAAACCGUUACCACACAAAUGGCCACAGUCGUCGGGGCGGUACCGGCUGAAGUCGCCGUCAUGGGCUCACUCACCGCGAAUUUGCAUUUACUGUUGGCGUCGUUCUAUACACCGACGAAGGAGAGAUACAAGAUCAUCAUGGAAUCAAAAGCGUUUCCGUCAGACCACUACGCCAUCGAAUCCCAAAUAACCUGGAACAAACUCUCCCCAUCCUCAUCCCUCAUCCUGAUCGAUCCGCUCCCGGGGAACUACCACCUAACAACCCCGCAAAUCCUCGCCACGAUCGACGAGCACGCUGACUCAACCGCCCUAAUCAUGCUCUCCGGUCUCCAAUUCUACACCGGCCAAGCUUUCGAUAUCCAACUCAUCACCCAACACGCCCACUCCAAGGGCAUCCUCGUCGGAUGGGACCUCGCUCACGCAGCCGGAAACCUCGACCUCAAACUCCAUGACUGGGACGUCGAUUUCGCAGCCUGGUGUAACUACAAAUACAUCAACGCAGGACCCGGCGCAAUCGCCUCGAUCUUUAUCCACGAACGCCAUUCACUAUCCCAAACACCCAGACCGCGGUUGAGUGGGUGGUGGGGCCACGAUAAAGCGUCCAGGUUUAGGAUGGAGAACGUGUUUAAGGCUAUCCCGGGCGCGGCAGGGUAUCAGCUCUCGAACCCGAGCGUGUUGGAUGUGGUAGCACUCCUCGGCUCCCUCCAAAUCUUCUCACAAACAUCCAUGACAGCCCUCCGCGCGAAAUCUCAACUACUGACAACCUACCUCCACCACCUCCUCCUCACCCACUUUCCCGGCCCCUCACCCCCCUUCACGAUCAUCACACCCACGUCACCCUCUGAACGCGGAGCACAGCUCUCGUUGUUGUUUAAGGAAGGCACGAUGCAGAGGGUUUUUGAGAGGUUGGAGAGGGCGGGGUGUGUUGUUGAUGAGCGGAAACCGGAUGUGAUUAGGGUUGCGCCGGCGCCGUUGUAUAAUACUUUUCGGGAGGUGUGGAGGUUUGUUUGGCUGUUAAAAAAGGCUGUGGAGGAGUUGUAGAAGUGAGGGGUGGGUAGACAAGCUUAAGUGCAAGGAUAGGUUGCGAUCUUUAGACCCCAAAGACAAAACGAUGCAUAAUGAUUGGCGCCCGGA